Messenger RNA from Spirometra erinaceieuropaei, 1300 nucleotides. The record is from the annotation of a GenBank genome assembly. Lineage: Eukaryota; Metazoa; Platyhelminthes; Cestoda; Diphyllobothriidea; Diphyllobothriidae.
AUGCCCGGUAUCCGUACCGCACUCAAGCCCGACUUGGAGUGUUCCGCUGCCGAACUUGUCUACGGUACUGCCCUACGGAUUCCAGGUGAUUUUUUCGGGUACUCUCAAAGCUCAACCGACUUGGAUCCCAGCGAUUAUGUGCAAAGAUUGCGCCAAGCCAUGACUCAUCUUCGAGCCACUCCUCCACGUCCUUCAACAAGUAAGUCGUACGUCGACCCGAACUUACUAACAUGUACUUUUGUAUUUGUCCGCGUAGAUAGCGUUCGCCGGCCACUACAACAGCCCUAUGACGGCCCAUUUCGAGUACUAUCGCGCAAGGACAAGCACUUUACAAUUGACCGUGGAGGCCGCAUCCAUGUGGUCUCAAUCGAUCGCUUGAAGGCGGCUUAUACCGAGCCUCUUCCAACUUCUCCAACCGAACAACCUCCACUUGGCACAUUGCCACUUGCUAUUUCUCAGACUCCAUUUACGCCCAAUAACCCCGCGUCUUCCCUUAUCCCACAGAGUCCUCCCCUUACGCGCAGCGGUCGUCAUGUCCGUUUUUCCAACCGUUACCAACUUGUACAAAAUGCAUAACGCUCCCACAUUUUCCUUCUAUUAACAAUAAUUUUUUUGAACUCCGUUCUCCUAGGAGGGGGAGUAUUGUAGUGACAUUUAAGUCUGUCUUGUUUUAAUCAGUUACAAUACGCUUUGACACAACUUUGAAUAAGACAAAGAACACGCACGUGCACGUUUACCUGCUGACGACUUUGUUCUUAUUUACUAGUUUGUAACUGUUGGGAUACUGCUAUUUUCGUUUCCUGGAUAGCCUACUCGCUGUGCCCAACUAGUGGGUUUGUCUCUUACACUUGCAUGCUUUCCCGGCUACAGGGUGAACCGCGUAGGACUGUGGAAAAUCAUGCAGAAAUUCAACUGUUUCAAACGAUUCACUCCGAUUGUGCAUCAGCUCCACGAUGGAAUAAUGGCGCGACUCAUGGACAAUAGAGCUGUCUCAGAGGCAUUCGCAGUGACCAACGGAGUGAAGCAGAGCUACGUCCUGGCACACACCCUCUUCAGUCUAAUUUCCUCUGCUAUGCUGAUGGACGCCUUCCGUGACGAACGCCCCGGGACCCGCAUCGCCUACAGGACGGAUGGUCAUUUACUCAACCACAGGCGGAUGCACUUCCAGUCGCAGGUUUCCACAAUCACCGCCCACGGACUUCUCUUCGUCGACGACUGCGACCCAACACUGUCUCGGAAGGGGACAUGCAAAGGAGCAUGGACCCAGUCUCUGCCGCCUGCGAAAACUUCGGUCUGUUAG